This is a messenger RNA of Klebsormidium nitens, 1449 nucleotides long. Lineage: Eukaryota; Viridiplantae; Streptophyta; Klebsormidiophyceae; Klebsormidiales; Klebsormidiaceae. The record is from the annotation of a GenBank genome assembly.
AUGUUCGCUAGCAAGUCGUUCACAAAGUCUCUGGGUCAAAAGAUGGCACCCAGGAUCGCAACUAGUGGCGGCGGCAUUCUCAGGCAGCUCCUUCUCGUGGUUCUGCUGUGCGCCCUUUUCUCCACCCCUUGGCUUCUCAACUGGGGGUCCAAUACGGAACUUUUCUCGAGGCAAGUAACGAUUUCGGGGGACUGGCCGGAAUCCAUCACACUAGAUCAGCUCAAAGAGGCCUUGGCCAAUGCGACGGGGGUUUUGACAGCCAGUCUUGAGAGCCUCGCUGACGACGGGAAUGCGAGGGUAGUUGGCUCGUUGGAGCAGCUGAUUAGGAAAAUCCUUCGGAGCGAGUUUGAGCGGUUUGCGAACGCAUCUCAAUUGGGCAGGGGUGCUUUAACCAAGCCUCAAUCAGCAAACCCGGCAGGAGCAGAUAACUCCCUUUUAGGGACUUUGAGAGACGCAAACACGCCCCGGUUAGCGAACCCAGUAGAUGGAACCCUGUGCGGUUAUCCCAAACCCGAGUUGGCGGAGUAUCUCGCAAGACCGCACGGCGAUGGGCACCCCAACAAAACCGACGUUGCCCGAACUAACCGGUACUUUGUGAGCGGGCAGUGGAGAAACGUAACAGACGCAUGGGCUGAAGUGGACGGACAGUAUUACGUCGUUGGGAAGGAAACCGUGUGCGUCGUUGUCGCGGCAAACGGGGUCAUGCCGUGCUUGGAGGGGGAGUGCUUCUUUCAGCUGCACGCACGACCGGGAACGACGGACAUGGCUGUCGUGGCGCAGAUCCUCAGAUCCAAAACUCUGAACCCGAAACCCCACUACCAGGUGAUAGACUUCAACGAGUACGGGUUCAUCGCGCCCUUGGACCUGAAGCCAAAGAACAUCCUUGACGCUGGGGGCAACAUCGGAAUAGCGUCGCUCGUCCUUGGAAUCAUGUGGCCCUCCGCUCGUAUUGUCACGCUGGAGCCCAACUCGGAGAAUUACAAGGUCCUUACCAAAAACGUGCCGUCGCUCCCCAACGUGACUCCCGUGCACGCCGGACUGUGGUCCAAGCACGCGCAGCUGGUGAUUGAGCCGAAUGACCGUCGGGACUGGGGCUUCGUCGUGACUGAGCCGACUGUUGCGACGCCCCUGGAGCUCCUAAAGGACGCAAUGACCGGACUGUCCGUCCCCUCUGUAGUGGACCUUUUUGGGGUGACGGAAGGAUUUGACUUUGUCAAGAUGGACAUCGAGGGAUCGGAAGCGACGGUUUUCAAACCAUCCCCUGACAACGACCUGACUUGGAUAGAAAAAGCGGACGUCCUUCUUGUCGAGUUCCACGAACGGUUCGACGAGACGGGCAGCGUCGAGCUUGCGAAAAAGGGUCUGAUAGCCCACCCCCUAUUCAAACAUAGCGUCGACUACGAGUUUGACGUCUUCCUUAAUCGAGCGAGCAACCUCAGUUUUACGUAG